Messenger RNA from Talaromyces rugulosus, 849 nucleotides. RefSeq lists its product as uncharacterized. Lineage: Eukaryota; Fungi; Ascomycota; Eurotiomycetes; Eurotiales; Trichocomaceae. Gene Ontology annotation, cellular component: nucleus. The transcript has 2 exons. Bases 1 to 849 code for a protein of 282 amino acids. Gene Ontology annotation, molecular function: histone H4 acetyltransferase activity; histone H2A acetyltransferase activity; protein N-terminal-serine acetyltransferase activity. The record is from RefSeq and is a predicted model, not a curated record.
AUGACUUCUUCCAAGGACCACCGGGUCAAGAAACCCACAUCUCGUAGCUCAUCGCGUUCUCGGUCCGGUCUCAAACUAUCCAAACACCAUCGCGAACGAGCUGCCAAAGAAGCCGCUCAAAAACAAGCAACUGACCUCCCCCUCGUGGAGCGCACUAAUGCACUAUCCCUUGAAGACUUUCUAGCCCGUUACAUCGACCCGACACACCUGCAGCUUCGUGCGCCACCGACUGCGUCUAGAGCAGACGGAAAUGACCAAGACAUACCACAAUAUCAAGUGCAAAUACACACAGCCGACACAAUCCCCGAGCCGGAUUUCGAGAGCUGCUUUGCGCUGAUCGAACAGACCUCCGUUGCCGACUACUCGACUUCGUCGACGGGAUGGUCGCCGUCAAAGAAAAGAAAGGAAAUGCGCCUGCCGGACAUGCGAUACAUGGUUCUACGGUCAACUAGCGAUUAUGAUACACCAGUCAAUGGAACGGCAGAGAAACAGCAACAAGAGGACAAAGAAGGGCCCAAACAGCGAACCCCGCCCGUGGCAGGGUUCCUCUCUUUCAUGACAACAUAUGAGGAUGGGAAGGAAGUAUUAUAUUGCUACGAGGUCCAUGUGAAUCCAUCACUUCAGGGCUCUGGCCUUGGCGGCCAGCUGAUGCGUCUGUUCGAGCAGAUUGGCCGCCGGAUCGGCCUGGAGAAGGGCAUGUUGACCGUGUUCAGAGCCAAUGCGGGUGCAUUGAGGUUCUAUGAGCGAUUAGGCUACUCUAUAGACGAAUACUCGCCUGGACCGAGAAAGCUGAGGAAUGGCACGGUCAAGGAGCCCGAUUAUUCGAUUCUAUCCAAGGCACUCAGGUAG